AAGGAACGAAUCCAAUUCAAAGUAUCCGUAUUCUUCCAUCAUACAAAUCUCUCUCCUUCUCUCUCUCUCUCCUGCUGUGUGUGUGUGUGUGUGUGUGUGUGUGAAAAAGCUACUGGUGGUAUGAAGGAAAGAUUCAUGCCAUGACAGAGAAAGUUUAAUCCAUGGAGAGGGAGAGAGAAGAUAUCGUGUUUUGUGUUGAAUUGGUCGAACCUUGGAGCAGCUUUUUGAAAAGGGGUUUUGGAAAUCUGGGGGGACUUUAUCCAUAGUUAAGGUUAUAACAGUAAUGCUGGGAACAUAUGGGGAGAAAAGGAAGUUGGUUUUCUGCAAUCAAGAAGGUUUUUACAUCCAACUCGAAAGACAAGCUACCGAAUGAAGUAGAGAAGAAAAGUCCCCACGAAAAGAAGGGGCGGGGGAAACUAAAACAUGGAGAGAGUAGAUCGUUCAUUCCUCUCUUCCGAGAGCCAAGCAGCAUUGAGAAAAUCUUGGGGGAAGUUGACCAACAGUUAUUGUUUAUUGGACAUCCUACAGCUGUUGAGCAACCACCACCACCACCGUUCUCCGGAAGGCCUGCCUCUCCGAUGGUCACUUCUCAUCAAGCGGCUUCCCCAAGAGUUUCUUCUCCUAGGGAACCUUCCCCAAGGAGUUCUCCUCCUAGAGUUGUUCAUCAACGCACGGAAAUCAGCUAUAGACCGGAGCCAACUCUACGACACCACCACCUUUCAGCUACCAUAAUCCAGGCCGCCUAUAGAGGGUAUAUGGCAAGGAGGAGCUUCAGAGCUUUGAGAGGUCUUGUGAGGCUGCAAGGAGUGGUAAGAGGACAAAACGUGAAGCGACAAACCGUCAACGCCAUGAAACAGAUGCAACUGUUGGUGAGGGUCCAAACUCAAAUUCAGUCGAGAAGAAUCCAAAUGUUAGAAAACCAAGCACUUGAACGCCAAACGUACAAAAACGACAAAGAAGUCGAGACUUCAAUCGGCAAAUGGACCUUCAGUAAUCUACUGGAGGUUGGCGAUGAACAUUGGGACGAUAGCUUGAUAACGAAAGAAGAAAGAGAAGCAAGGCUGCAGAGAAAAAUGGAGGCAGUGAUCAAGAGAGAAAGAGCCAUGGCAUAUGCAUACUCCCAUCAGUUAUGGAAAGCGACACCACAAUCAGCUCAAAACGCUCUGACGGACAUCCGGUCUGGCGGAUUUCCGUGGUGGUGGAACUGGUUAGAACGCCAACUGCCUUCCGAUGAACCCAUUAGGAACCCCGAAUUCACACCCACGCCACCACGGCCAAAUCUCGAUCAAAAAACAAGCCCGCGUCCUCAGUCCAGCAUCUUCAAGCAGAACAACUUUUCGUUCGACAAUCUCGACACACCCACGCCGAGAUCAUCAAGAUCGAUGAUCCCACCAAGGACCCGACAACAAAUGACCCCAACAAGAACUCCACCAUCAACCACCCCAAACCUAAUGAAGUAUUCCAAAGCAAAAGGCAGUGCCGCUGGUUCUCCGUACCCGAUGAAAGACGACGAUAGCUUGAUGAGCUGCCCACCAUUUUCGGUUCCAAACUACAUGAGCCCUACUGUUUCAGCGAAAGCCAAAGCCCGACUAACUGGUAAUCCUAAAGACCGCCUCACGAGCACUGCAGCUAGCGAGUCGUCAUCAAAACGGCGGUUUUCGUUCCCGCUAACGCAAAGCAUCGGUUCGUCGUUCAAGUGGAACAAACGGUCUUCAAGCAAAGAUUCUAUGGCAUCUCUGGCUCCAAGGGCGUUGGAAAAACACAAAUCUCCACGGUCGAUCGGAGAUUUGAGCAUGGAUUCCUCCAUUUCGAUGCCGGCGGCGGUCGGAAGGAGACCAUUUAACAGAUAUGUGUGAACUUUUAUUCGUUUUUGAUUUAAAUCUUGGUGGGUUUUGAUUUCUUUGCUUUGAUUUUGGGUCUUUUUUUUUGUAUUUUUGGGUAAAAGGAGUGUUUGAUUGGUUCUCUACAUAUCGAUUGAUGACAGAAUACUGAAUUACUGAUGUAUGUAUGAUAAUAAACAAGCCAUUGUUGUUUGGGUGUAACAAAUUUGUUCCUUCUC
Molecule: messenger RNA, 2059 nt
Organism: Cynara cardunculus var. scolymus (artichoke)
Lineage: Eukaryota; Viridiplantae; Streptophyta; Magnoliopsida; Asterales; Asteraceae
Product: protein IQ-DOMAIN 14-like
Exons: 6
Coding region: 297-1856 (519 amino acids)
Molecular function (GO): protein binding
Source: RefSeq, a predicted model, not a curated record